AUAUUGGAUAAAGUCUCAGUGGCUGCAGCUAUUGAGCGCAGUACCGACAGUUUAUCCAGGAACUGCAUAAUCACAAUAAUUAAAGGAAGAACUAGCAUAUAGGCCUAAAUACAAAAAGUAAGCACAGAUCUGGUUAGACUGUGCGAAUGGUGUGUUUGCUGUCUUCCACGGGACUGUCACAAGUUGUUACAUUGGCAGCAGGCCCCUUGAGCAACAAUAGGCUCCGUUGAGGUUGGCCUACUGCGCAUGACAGUCUGCUGGACAGUUCCAGAGAGGGAAAUUUAAAAACGGUUUUUGGGAAACAAGUGCAGCACAGUGAAAAUACAGUAGGCUACAACGGGGCUCAUCGCCAGCUCAAAUUUGCUGCAGAUUAUUCUAAACAGGAUUACCAAACAUCCCAAGAAAUGAUAGAAAGUAGAAUUACGACCAGCAUGUCAGGAAUUCUCGAAAAUUCAGGUCAUCAUCCCUCUCCACAAGACUACAGACUUCUGACCACAGACCCCUCCCAGCUCCGAGAGGAGGAUCUCCCCGGGGACCUGCAGUCUUUGUCGUGGCUCACCUCUGUAGACGUUCCCCGGCUGCAGCAGAUGGCCGAUGGUCGCGGUGGUGGCGGAGGAGACUUCAACGGGCCUUCCCAGGGGCAGGGGGGCAGCCUGCUGGAGCAGCAGACAGCUCAGCUGAACAACAUAACCAUGGCAGGGGGACAGGGAGCCAUGAUCCACCUACAGAGCAACAUGCAGCACAGCCCCCUGGGAAUUAACGUCAUCACCGCCCAAAGCGGAAGUAUGUCUCCAUUCUCCAUGAAUGGGCAGCCCUCCCCAGGGUACCAAUGCCCUGCCUCUGUCUACCAACCUACACCCCAACAAGUGUUCACUCUGACCCAGACUAGCCAGCAGUGUACUCCUGCUGGGCUCUAUGGCAAUGUCUCUUUCAACAACCAAAGCCUGUUCACACAGCCGCGCCUGGCUCCACAAAACCAGGACCUGCAGCCCAAGACUUUCCCCAAGCCCAUCUACUCCUACAGCUGUUUGAUCUCUAUGGCUCUGAAGAACAGCAAGACAGGCAGUCUCCCAGUCAGCGAGAUCUACACCUUUAUGAAGGAACAUUUUCCCUACUUUAAGACAGCACCAGACGGAUGGAAGAACUCAGUCCGACACAACCUGUCGCUAAACAAGUGCUUUGAGAAGGUGGAGAACAAGACGAGUGGGUCGUCUCGUAAGGGCUGCCUCUGGGCCCUGAACCCGGUCAAGAUCGACAAGAUGGAGGAGGAGAUGCAGAAGUGGAAGCGUAAGGACCUCCCAGCCAUCCGCCGCAGCAUGGCUAACCCAGAUGAGUUGGACAGGUUGAUCACGGACCGGCCGGAGAGCUGCAGACGGAAGCCCAUGGACCCCGGGAUGACCCGUCUGCCCAGCUGUCCAUCUGGCCUAUCCCUGCCUGUCCCGGGCCAGAUGCAACCCCAGCCCAUGGUCACCCUGUCCCUGCAGUGCCUGCCCAUGCACCAGCACCACCAGCUCCAUGCCCAGGCCAGGCUGGCCCCGGUGUCCCCCCCCCCUGCCCAAACGCCCCCCCUCCACACCGUUCCUGACCUCUCCAACAGCCUCCUCGCUACCCAGCAUCCCGGCAAGCAGCCGCACGACUUCUACAGUCUCCAUGGUGAGGUCAACGCAGAGGUGGACACGCUGGACCCCAGCAUCAUGGACUUCGCUCUACAAGAAGCAGUGAUGACCAGUGACGUGACACGAUUACCUCCUUCCCCAGGUAACCUGUGGGAGAUGAAAGACGACAGCUUUAAUCUGGAGGCAUUGGGCACCUUCAGUAACUCUCCCCUGCGUUUGUCUGACUGUGACAUUGGCACCAUGACGGGCAGCCUCCCUCCAGUCUACAGCGGGGGCAGCAUGCCCUUCUCAGACCUACAGGUGACGGGCAUGUACACCUCCUACGCCGCCCUGGACACCCUCUCCUCCCAAUACAUGGGCACGCCAGGCAACAGCAAGCCCAUCACUGCCCUGCUUUAAUGAAAACAUCCCCCGCACCACAGAGUGGAACCACACGGUGAGAGCGGCAACGAGACAUCACCAACAAUACAAAAACUUUGUUUGUUGCUGUGGCUCUACUUGUUAAUCCCACUCCUGGCGCCAAAAAGCCCCCACAUCUUCCACUGAAAAGCCUGAAUCCUCAUUGCUUUUCUCUAUCCCCAAUGACAGAGCAACUUGUGUUGCCAUGCCUAAGCCACUAUUUCAGAUGAGAGAAAGAAGUCUGCUUGGAGGGUGAUUUGAUCAAAGUCAUUGCUUUUACGUGUGUGGUUUUACAAUAGGAGUAACCAAUGAGGAAAACUGAAAUUCGGGAGGAAAUUUACUCAAAUAUACUGAUGUCUCUGGGUGAACUUUGCCAAGCAAAGACUCAAGAGCUGUUGUACACAAACUUAGCAGGCUACACGUAGCAUCUCUGCCAGUUUUGUACAAUGUUGACUUUCCUGUGUUUGUAAGCCUUACCAUGGUACUGUUAGUUCCCUGUUCUUAUCCAUUGUCUGUAUUGUGCUAGGCAGUAUUACUGUGAUGUUUUAUUUAUAUUUAUAAAUGGCAGCUGGAAAAGGGGAGGAAUUUAUCAAACACCGUUUACUGUACAUUUGUGUUUCAAAUCCCUGUGAUCUCCACUGAAAAGCCUGUUUCUUAAACAGUUUUUAAUCCUUACAUUCCAAAACGCAAAUAUCAAAACCUGUCUAAUAAUAGCAUUUGUAGGCCAUUUUACACAUUUCUGCAUUUGAAAAUAUGCUAAAAUCUGUCCGAAUUCCUAAUAUUCAUUGAAUUAUUCACAACUUUUGGGAGGAUGUCAGGCUACAUGUACGGUAAAAUCACAAUGGAUAAAUAAAAAGAGCUACUCGCUGAAAACAGAUUCAUUACAUUUAUUUACAGAUACUAUACAUUACUCUAAUAAGGGGUAAGUACAUGGCAGAUUUGACAUAUAUUAUUGACAAUUUAAAAUGGAUAUCUGGCAUUUUGACGAAGGCAACAGCAGCAGAACGGCUUGGGGUCUCUUGGUUACAAUCUUGUCGUCUACCCAUUCUACCCUUCUCUGCCCCUGUCCACCUGAGUUGAAGCAACAAUCAGCAUUAUAUUAAAAACACAUCACAGAGAAAAAGUCAUAUUUGAAUGUCAAUUUGUUCCAAAUGAUUACUAUACAAAUACUAUGGGUGUGAAUUUAUUCAUUAGCAUUUUUUAGGAUUAUUCACUGACUCCAGCAUACACCAUCACCGACAACAAAAAAAACACAAAUGAAAUGACUCAGGAAAAACACAGGCGUAUUUGUUAUUCAGUCAAAAAAACAAUAAUACAAAGAAAGAAAUUCAAGGGCACACAAACACCGGUUAAUAAAAACUAAAAAAUAUUACCUGACUUUCAAAUUGUACUGGUUAGUCUUAAGGGCAAUACUGACAUAUCCCAUUUUUGGAUUAAAUUAAUGAGGGGGAAAAUAUGAAAAUUCCCUACUAGACCAUUGUGUCACUGAAAUGAUUCUGUAAAUGAAAUGAAUUAAACUUAAUUUAAAUGUAAUGUCACUGAAAUUUGUCUUUUUUUUGGUCAAUAUUGUCACAAGGAUACAUAAUGAAGUAAAGGCUACACAUCACCCAACCCCCAGACAGGCUUGUGUAUCGUCUUUGCACUGGCACAUAACUUAAAAAAAAUGUAUUUAACAUGGUAUUUGUUCGGCCCCUGGCUGGCGUACAUUCAAAGGUCGGCACACAUUCUCCCAGAUAUCAACAGAAUGAUCAACACACCAUAGCAAAAACCCUGGUCACCCCCGUUGUAAAAUGCCAGUGUACAGCAUUAGCGAUGAGAAGCUUGAUAGAAUACUAAUAAAAAAAGGCACGUUUUCAAAUCCUAUUGA
Messenger RNA from Salmo salar (Atlantic salmon), 3882 nucleotides. Its product is annotated as forkhead box protein N4. NCBI's taxonomy places the organism in Eukaryota, Metazoa, Chordata, Actinopteri, Salmoniformes, Salmonidae. Gene Ontology annotation, molecular function: transcription cis-regulatory region binding; DNA-binding transcription factor activity, RNA polymerase II-specific. Gene Ontology annotation, biological process: regulation of transcription by RNA polymerase II. The record is from RefSeq and is a predicted model, not a curated record.